AUGCCUGACAUUAUCGGAAAAGCCAAAGAAGCCAUGGGCAAACACGAGGACAAGAAAGCCCAGCCUGGCAAUCAAGUUGAGCAAAAAGCUGACGACGCCGCCAACCAAAGUAUGAUCUCCCUGAAAGAAGAGUGAAGAGGAAAUGUGUUUCUAGAGAUGGGGGUUUCUGAUUUUAAUUUGCAGAGAUCAACGACGCCGCAAACCAGCAAGGCGUGCCGCAAGACAUGGACAAGGGGAUCGAUGAUGUGGCGGAUCAGAAGAUCAACAGCGAUAUUCCUGGCGGAAACUAG
Lecanosticta acicola is the source of this 290-nucleotide messenger RNA. The record is from the annotation of a GenBank genome assembly. Lineage: Eukaryota; Fungi; Ascomycota; Dothideomycetes; Mycosphaerellales; Mycosphaerellaceae.